GUCUGUUACUGAGCAGUACCUGGGCAAGAAGUUUGAGCCCUUCAAGCCCCUGCCAGACUGGAAGUUCGAGGACUACCUCGGAUGGCACGAGCAGGCACGCCCCUCAGCCUUCCUCGCCGCAUCCGGUGACGGCAAGCUGUUUGUGGGCGUGUACGUCCAGAACGGCCGCCUCAAAGGGGAGCCCAAGAAGGCCCUGCGCGCCAUCAUCGAGAGCUACGGCAUCCCGGUGACCCUGACCGCCAACCAGAACAUCAUCCUGCGGGACGUGGAGCCCGCCUGGAAGGCCGACAUCCAGCGCGCGCUCACGGCGGAGCGCAGCCUGCCGCACGUGAACCAGCGCGUGACCGCGCUGCUGGGCAGGCUGGGCCUGGAGGGCGAGGCCCUGACCCUGCGCAUGACGGGCUGCCCUAACGGCUGCGCGCGGCCCUACAUGGCGGAGAUCGGCUUCGUCGGCGACGGGCCCAACUCGUACCAGGUCUGGCUGGGCGGCAGCUCCAACCAGACGCGGCUCGCCGAGGUCUUCGCGGAGCGCGUCAAGCUGGCCAACCUCGAGGCCUUCCUGGAGCCGCUCUUCGCCUACUGGCGCGCCUCGCGCCGCCCGGGCGAGGGCUUCGGCGACUUCAGCGCGCGCGUCGGAUUUGCGGCGCUGCGGGAGUACUCGGCCGCCUACGUGACCACCAGCGCAGCCGACGCGCUGCCCAAGGUGGCGCUGCCCAGCGACACCUACGAGGCACUGGCGGCGCUGGCGGCGCGCGAGGGCAAGUCCAUCGCGCACGUUGCAAACGAGCAGCUGCAGCAGCUCUCGGGGGCGGCCAACUAG
This is a messenger RNA of Monoraphidium neglectum, 820 nucleotides long. RefSeq lists its product as hypothetical. Gene Ontology annotation, molecular function: iron-sulfur cluster binding; heme binding; sulfite reductase (ferredoxin) activity. The transcript has 6 exons. The annotation marks the transcript as partial. The record is from RefSeq and is a predicted model, not a curated record. Lineage: Eukaryota; Viridiplantae; Chlorophyta; Chlorophyceae; Sphaeropleales; Selenastraceae. Gene Ontology annotation, cellular component: chloroplast stroma; sulfite reductase complex (NADPH). Gene Ontology annotation, biological process: sulfate assimilation.